Molecule: messenger RNA, 4408 nt
Organism: Ornithodoros turicata
Lineage: Eukaryota; Metazoa; Arthropoda; Arachnida; Ixodida; Argasidae
Product: tRNA-queuosine alpha-mannosyltransferase-like
Exons: 9
Coding region: 96-1190 (364 amino acids)
Molecular function (GO): glycosyltransferase activity
Source: RefSeq, a predicted model, not a curated record
CAAGACCAAGCCACGAGCCAUGACAAGCCAACGUGCGUUUAAAAAAUGGCGUGCUUGUUUGAAUCUUCGUAGCUCGCUCUGCUUUUGGCCUCAAAAUGUCAGUAUUACUCAUUGAGCCGUUCUACAGCGGAUCCCACAAGCAGCUAGUGGAUUUAUUAGCGAGUGAGUUAGGCGAUGAGGCGAAGUUAAUAACUAUGUCCGGCGUGAAAUGGCAUUGGAGGGCGAGAACAUCAGCUGUCUGGCUGGCAGAGGCAAUCCCCGAAAACGAAACUUACAAAGUACUAUUAGCGAGCUCAGUCCUAAACCUCGCUGAACUCGUGAGUCUCCGCCCUGACAUUGCAAGAUUGCACAAGGUGCUCUAUUUUCAUGAAAAUCAACUUGUGUACCCAGUACGUAAGCAGCAAGAUAGAGACUUCCAGUACGGAUACAACCAAAUUAUUUCUUGCUUGGUUGCGGACAAGGUUCUUUUCAAUUCGAAAUACAAUAUGCACUCCUUCCUUGGAGAAAUCACCCAUUUCCUCAAGUUGAUGCCAGACUAUCGACCGAAGGGAUUAGAAGAAAAGAUUCGAAACAAGUCGUCGGUGUUGUACUUCCCAUUGGAUUUGCCACCAGAUGUUGCUGGUGUUGUGGGCAAUGAGGCAACGUGUCUCGAUCAGAUGUCAACUAGUGACGUUCUCCACAUCGUAUGGCCUCAUCGAUGGGAGCAUGACAAGGGACCUGAGGAUUUCUUUGCUGCACUGGUACAAUUGCAUUCUGAAGGCCUCCAAUUCAAGGUUUCUGUAUUGGGACAGGAGUUCUCUGAAAUCCCAGGAGUAUUUACGACUGCAAGGGCAAAGCUGGAGGGCCACAUAUUUGCGUGGGGUCAUCAAGAGAACAAGGCUGACUACUACAAGAUCUUGUCUACGGCUGAUGUUGCAGUGUCAACAGCCCAUCACGAAUUCUUCGGCGUUGCUAUGUUAGAGGCGACGCUGUACGGAUGCUACCCCCUCUGCCCCAAGCGGCUUGUUUAUCCGGAAAUAUUCCCUGAGGAGUGUCUGUACAAUACCCAGAACCAGCUGGUUAAGAGGCUACGUAACUUCUGCCACAAUCCUCAGGUUCCAAGGCGCUGUCGACCAAAGAUCGACAACAGCAUGUACACAUGGAAGACAUUGCGUGCUGCGUACAGGAGAAUUCUCCUUCUGCCAAGUUGAGUGUGUAGAGAGAACCAUUCAAUUCACAUUCUCACCGCAUGUGCGACGGCUUGUAGUGAGCAAGAACAGAGGGGUACAAGAGACAUGACUGGGAAACACAAGGGAAUGUGCAAGGAGUGGUGGUGCCACUGUGGAGUGUGUGUUUGUGUCGAAGCAGGAAGUCAAACAUCCAUCUCCUCAGAUUUUUCCUAGACAGACAGGUGCAUAGGUUUUUACUUACAAUAUCUCAAAGUAGACAGAAGGAAUAAGCAACGUGAAAACUGUCAGAGUUCCUUCUUGUUCAUUUGGCAUGACGGUAUUGUCCCCACAACCACACGAAGAAAUGCAUGGGAAGUAACCAGGCUGAGAUUGGAACACUGGCAAAGAAACACAAAGCCCCCCCUCCCCAACACCAAAGAACUGGCCCAACUGUCUUCUUUGUUGAUGACCCAAAAACGUUGAAAUGUUAAAAUAAGGCAGCCAGUGCUGGCCAGGUUUCGGCUGGUGUAUUGACGGCUAACUCGCUGCAAUAUUUUACGAUAAUCUACACGGUAUUUCAAAUGUAAAGGAGACAUUGCUAAAUCACCAUUGACAUUGAUCAUCAGGACACAUCAGCCUAAACCAACUGCAAUUCAGGCUCACAAAUUCACUGUACUUUACAUCGAAUAGUGAAAAAUCAAGUAAUCCAGUGAAAGUACAUUCAUGCAGAAGCACUGAUUUAUUCACCCCCCCCCCCCUCCCUACAUUCACCCAAAAUGUAUCAUCUUUAGACACAUGUCGGAUAGGACAAAUAAUGCUGUUACAACCCCACUGCCGCCCCCAUGCUAGAGAUUCUGGAUACACCACUGAGCAGAAGCCCAAGGUCAGCCAACACUUCGAACAAUCUCUAUUCAAAAUAUCAUCGGUGCCGACCUCAUGCUUCUGCUCCACUGUGCUGUAUAUGUACUCCAAAAUGUGCGAAGCUUGCAAAAUAAAUAUGUACAGCCAAAAUGAGUACGCAAUCCAAGAGGACAAUAUGCUGGACUUCAACAUCAAUAAGUUCCCUAUUCACAACACUCAUAACUGCGUGAAAACCCCGUGACACAGCAUGAGGUAUAUCAGCCAACGUACAUUACCAGUGCAGUUGAACCGGUUUCAGAAAGAAGUGCUUAGGUAGUGAAUAAGGUAUAAUACCUUGCGGAUGACAAAUGUCUACAAUGUUCCGGUGUAUUUUGCUGAAUGACUGCAAUGCAACUUGCUACGUGACCGUAAUACAAGAUUUACUUCAUUGCUCAUUGGUAUUCCACUCUAAAGAGUGCCCGUCCUUCAUAUCCAUUAAUAUUCGUAUUUCAUACUCAUUAAUUCAUAGGCAGUUGGGAUGCAAGGGCAAUUGAGUGAGCAGUACCGACAAUACUAUGGGUGGUUAACGCACACCUACCCAGAAGUCCUAUCACGUGUGGCACAGUAGAAGCACUCAUCUCUUUCAUGGAAGUGGCCUUCGGCUCCAUUUGCGAGACGAGUGUGAAUUUCAGCACUGACUUUCUCUGGCAUUCAGCAGAAUAUCAUACAUAUAUUACGCUCGGACUACUGGUGCAUCGACUAACUCGCCUUGUUCGAAGUGCGCUACAUAUAUUAUACAUAUCACCGUGUGGCAAUGCUACAAAGUUCCGCAGCUCCUUGAGUCGCGCCCGCUUGCAGCAAUUCCUGUCGCUUUCGAGGUCAUUCGUACUGGUCACCGCUUUCCUCGUCAAAUCUAAACAGCGACCACCUUGAAGUCCCACCGGAGUGCUCUGGGGCUGUCGCACAUCUCCAUGGAAGCGUACUGUCCAGCCUUGCUUUCCUUGGCACCGAGGCACAGGCCAGCUGCCAGGUUGUAGAGAGCGGAGUUCUUCUGCGUCGACGCAACAAACGUGUUUCGUCUUAGAAUACUCCGAAUUACCGCGAGAUUAUUCGUGACUAAAGUUAUCGAUUGCAGAAGGGGGAUUACUCACAUUGCUGGAGUGCCUCCAGUCCUGGGAUCCACCCAUUUCGUGGCACUUUGCUAAGCGCGGAUACUGGUCACCUCCGUCGAGGCAGAGGAGUUCCGCGAGACGCAAGUCGUGCUUCUCAGUCUCGUACCAGAGCUGCAAGAAGCGGGCAAAACGUCAGUAUUUUUCUACUAUGAUUCCGUGCGCGAGUGGUUGCUUUUAGCCUCGUGUAAUCCUGAAAAUGUCCUGAAAAUGACCUGAGACCUGAAAACGUGUGUCAUACUGUCCUUGUACAUCGUCACGUAGAGCAAGGACACCGCAGAUACCUGCGAUGUGCUUUCUCUGCUCGAAACAUGGUAUGUAUACUCCUAAAGUUUUCAUUCCCUUUCCUAAAUCCCUACUUUCAAUCAGCUGGCAAAAUACAUGGAGAUACUAUGUGUAGACAGUUUUCAUGUGCUCUGUGGCCAACUUGUCUGUAUCUCUACAAUGAGACAGAACCGCAUUGUGUGCGUGCUUUGCCUGAUAACAACACAUAGAGAACUGGAACAUACUCAGAACACAAAGUUCCUGAGAACAUGAAACAUUGAAACGUGGCAGCUUAACAGAUCUUUACAUGUGAAGCGUGCUUUCGAUAUGGGAGAUUGCACGGCACUUUCACCCACGAAAAUUGGUAAAACAUUUUGCAAUCUGGAUGUAUACGUGCAGGUGUAACAGCAACAAUGAUGCACAUACCUGACGCUUAAUGAGAACGCACUUCUGCAGCAGCAGGACAGACCCCUUUGUUGUCACACCAUCUUCAGACUCGAGACAGAGGUCCGUUCCAGAUAGCUGUAUCUAAAACAGUUAAGAUACCCAGUUUAGGAGAGAAAAAGAGGGGUGUUUUCAGAUGCUGGCACGGCAGACUGUUUGCAGUUGUCCCUGCGUUCGCCAGUACGUACUUGGAAUUUUCCCACAGUUGCCGGCAUUUUCCUCUUGAAACUGGCAAGGCUUUGGAAGUUUGGGCCUCUACUUUUGUGCUUUUUAUUGGGCUUGCUCGGAGGCUGGAGUUCGGGAUACACGUUCUUCAUGUACCAGUCAAACGAUUUGCACCUCAGUUUCUUGCGCAGGGCUAGUCUCGUCGUUAUGUCUCCAUAAGGCCUGUUGAUGACUUCGGAACGUGUUUGGAAGUAGUAAGCCUGAAAAUAGUAUCGCUUCAUGCAUCAGAAAUGUCUAGCAAGCCACAGGGUCGUACCUGUUGUACGGGUGUGGUAUUGGUACCGUACAUUAUAUUGGUUGUUAUAUUGGUAUUGUAUA